AUGGCUACACGAACAUCCUCACGCCAUGCUGCGCAGAAGGCUAAAGAAGCCAUCUCAACUUCUGCCGAGCCGACUGGCAAGACUUCCAAGGGAACCAAACGGAAAGCUGCAGCUGAAGAAGUCCCACAGCCCAAAAAGGAGAAGACGGAGGUUAUAAAGCCAGACGAAGCCCCUAAGACAGAGGAAGCUCCCAAAGCAGAGCAAGCUCCUAAGGCAGAGGAAGCUCCCAAGGCAGAGGAAGCGCCCAAGGCAGAGGAAGCGCCCAAGGCAGUGGAAGCGCCCAAGGCAGAGGAAGCGCCCAAGGCAGAGGAAGCACCCAAGGUAGAGGAAGCACCUGUCAAGCCAGAAGAACCAUCCGAAGCACAACCAUCAAAGGAGCAACCAAUCAAGACCCCUCCGGAGAAACCUCAAGAAAUUGAGGGAGGACUUCGCAAGUCUGAGGAGAGGGAAAGCGUAGUGUCCUCCACCAUCCUUGAAAAGGGCUUCAUCUACUUCUUCUUCCGCCCACGCGUCAAUGUAGAGGACCCUCACAGUAUCGGCGACGUCGCCCGAAGCUUCUUUGUCCUCCGCCCAACCGCCCUCGGGGCGGAAUUCGACCAAGGCCAAGGCCCUGUCGACAAAGAUGCCUCGUGCCGCCUGAUGAUGCUUCCAAAAAGAACGAAAGAGCGAGAUAUGGGAUUUGUGGAGAAGGCUGGACAAUCUAUGCAAUCUCUCCAUGAAAAGUUCAUCGCUGGUACCACAUACCAGACUGCCACCCGAGGUGAACGUCACACCGAGGAAGCUAGACCCUACGCGGAAGGUGUCUACGCGAUCACCUCUACGCCGCGGGCUUCCCAUCUCGCCUAUAUCCUGACCAUCCCUGCUGAGUUGGGUGCUCUUCAGGAGGACUUUGGUCUGCGAGAACGCGGUAGUUGGAUUGUUCAGUCGAAGAAUCCCAAGUUCGCUGGUCCACCAGUCGGACAAUUACCAAAAGAGCCAGAGUUCCCUCCAUCGGUUCUCGAGAAAUUCGGAGAUCUCCGAUGGGUGCCUCUGCAGCCCGAGUUCUUGGACUAUCCCAAUUCUCAAUUCCUCAUGAUCGGCGAGGCGCAGAAUGACCUUGGCAAGGCUGCAUCUUCUGAGGGGGGUAAGCAGUCUCAUGAGGAAGAGCCUGGUCAGGAAUUAGAGAAAAUGGGAGAUGAAAACGAGCAUCGGGUUGAGGCUCUCCUAGGAGAUGAAACCGUCUAUCGGGACCUGGGCUUCCACGCUAUGAGUUACCGAAAAUUGCCCACAACUUGGAAUGGUUAA
Penicillium vulpinum is the source of this 1284-nucleotide messenger RNA. RefSeq lists its product as uncharacterized. The record is from RefSeq and is a predicted model, not a curated record. NCBI's taxonomy places the organism in Eukaryota, Fungi, Ascomycota, Eurotiomycetes, Eurotiales, Aspergillaceae. The coding region runs from base 1 to 1284 and encodes 427 amino acids. The transcript has 4 exons.